Molecule: messenger RNA, 480 nt
Organism: Diaporthe batatas
Lineage: Eukaryota; Fungi; Ascomycota; Sordariomycetes; Diaporthales; Diaporthaceae
Exons: 1
Coding region: 1-480 (159 amino acids)
Molecular function (GO): heme binding; iron ion binding; oxidoreductase activity, acting on paired donors, with incorporation or reduction of molecular oxygen
Source: RefSeq, a predicted model, not a curated record
AUGACGACAGCGUGCCUGCUAAGCCGCCCGGACGCAUACCGCCGUCUUGUAGAUGAGAUUGACGCCGCAAGUUCCGAGGGCGCACUCUCGACUCCCGCGACCUUCGAAGAGUGCCGCACGCUUCCAUACUUGCAGGCCGUUCUCAACGAGGCCAUGCGUCUGUAUCCGCCUCUGACCGCUCUGGCGUACAAGGAGGUGCCCGCGGGCGGCCGCACAGUCGCAGGAUAUUUCCUGCCUGCCGGAACACAGGUCGGCCAGAACAUAUACGGCAUACUCCGCGACAAGGCAUACUGGGGCGCGGAUGCCAACAUGUUUCUUCCUGAGAGGUGGCUGAAUGCCAGCAGCUCACGCGCCAGGGACAUGGCCGCCAUGCUGGACCUGACCUUUGGCCAUGGCAAAUUCAAGUGUCUUGGGCGCCAGCUGGCGCUAAACGAGGUGAACAAGUUCAUUGUUGAAGUAAGUGCUCGUUGGCUCACUUGA